AUGAUAGGUGUAUUUCUCAUAUCCCUGGUUUUGUUUCUUCUGGGUGCGGAGUUCCUGAAAUUGCAAUGGAAAAGUCGUGGACUUCCUCCUGGACCAGUCCCAUUCCCCAUCAUUGGAAGCAUCUGGUGGAUGAAUUUUAGAGCUGAUUAUGAGAGCCUGAAAAAGCUGGCUAAAAGCUAUGGCAACGUCUGUACCCUGUGGCUGGGUCACAAACCUGUGGUGAUUCUGUGUGGAUUCCGAGCCGUGAAGGACGGUUUCACCACCAACGCAGACGAUACUUGUGGGCGACUACAGACCUAUGUCUUCGAUAAAAUGUCGAAUGGAAAGGGUAUCCUGGUCUCAAGUGGCCUCAUCUGGAAACGUCAGAGACAUUUUGGAGUUGUAACUCUCCGAAAACUGGGAAUGGGGAAUAAAGGAAUGGAGCGUGGGAUACAAGCUGAGGCUCGUUACCUGAUUGAGUUCUUCAGGGACAAAGAGGGAAGAGCUGUCGACCCUUCUUUCCCCAUCGUUCACACUAUCUCUAACGUGAUCUGUGCUGUGGUAUUUGGACAUCGUUUCUCCCGAGAGGAUGAAACCUUCCACCAGCUGAUUGAAGCAUAUGACUCUAUGGUGGCUUUUGGGAACAGCCGCCUUUACUAUCUAUGUGAAAUUUUCCCAUGGCUUGUAGCUCAUGUCCCAGGACCUGCACGGAAAGCAUUACUUUCCUGUGAUGUUGUUCGUUCUUUCAUAAGGCAGGAAGUCAAAAGCCACAGGGAAAGGGGCACAAUAAACGAACCAGAAGAUUUCAUUGACUUUUACCUCGAUCAGAUAGAGAGA
Molecule: messenger RNA, 816 nt
Organism: Pterocles gutturalis (yellow-throated sandgrouse)
Lineage: Eukaryota; Metazoa; Chordata; Aves; Pterocliformes; Pteroclidae
Product: cytochrome P450 2C50-like
Exons: 5
Biological process (GO): xenobiotic metabolic process; arachidonate metabolic process
Cellular component (GO): intracellular membrane-bounded organelle; cytoplasm
Molecular function (GO): iron ion binding; heme binding; oxidoreductase activity, acting on paired donors, with incorporation or reduction of molecular oxygen, reduced flavin or flavoprotein as one donor, and incorporation of one atom of oxygen
Source: RefSeq, a predicted model, not a curated record